UUCGCCUCUACAUAUACAAACAAUCAGUGAACAAAGGAACCAGCGUCCCUUGAUCAGCAAAGGAGGCGGAUCAUCCCCAACUAGCGAAUCACUUCCCGAUCUUCGUCAUUCGAUAGUUCUUGUGACCCGUUUAUCCCAAGACUGGUCGGUUUCAUACCCACUGCAUUUUGUCAUCGCUGUCGUACGAGACAUCGAACCACUGGGGUCUGCAAACAUACCAUCUCUCACUCGACCUUUAUCUCCUCUCGACUCGCAGCCCUUGCGAGAAAUUGCCAACAUAAAUUCAACGACGCCGUCUUAGCAUCAGCGACCACUUCCUCUCUUCUUGCACAAUGUCGGGCGACAACUCGAACUCCGAAAUGCCUCGGCAGAGCCGUGGGUCCGUCUCCUCCACUCCCUUCACGAGCCUGUUCCAGCGGAGGAACUCGACCUCGGUGCGAGGCACUCCUGCCUAUCCUGGGCCCAUCACCUCGGCGACCCUGAAUGAUCCUCAGCGCCGCCGCCUGUCUAUCACCACGCUCGGUCUCACUGGCACGUCUCCGACGAAUCCUGCGCAGUUUGGCAUGCGUCGUGGAAGCAUUUCGACCAACAAUUCGGACGUGAUCGAGGAGAAUGCCGUUGUUGAUGACGAUGACCCGACCUCUGCCCGCACCGCGCCCACCACACCCUUCACGCGCCGCAUGAGUUUCGGUGCUCAGGCGAUGCGCAACCUCAGGGCCCCCGGGGGUAGCAGCCCCAGUUCAAAUGGUAGGCCAUCACCGCCGCUACGACGUGGUAGCGUCUUAGGUGGUCCUCCUACCCCUCCCAACAGCAUGUCGUCCUCGAACGGGUAUACUUGGAACAAGACAUACUCCCAGGCAAGCACUAAAACCAACUCCAGAGCGGCUUCUGACUUGACUCCUCCUGCUGCUCGCUCAGACCAAGGUUUCAACUGGUCCGAGCAGCUUAGAUCUCGCGCCGAAAGCACUGUUGCUUCGGGCCCGCGACCCUCGAUCUCUUUUGCACCUGGCGUGAGCACCUCUCCUCCGCGUGGCAACGGUGGCGCCGGUCCAGCCGCCGUCCCACAUCACGAGCGGGCCAAAUCAGUCUCCGACAUGCCAGCACCUCCUGCUCAGUCCCCACGUCCCCGGCAGCCGCAGAAGCCGGAUCAUUUCCAGGAGCGGAUCCUGAAGGGCGACUUCUACAUGGAUUGAGUGGCCUGCUGGAAGACUUGAAUAUCCUUGCAACACCAUGUAUUAUUACCAUCCGAAACACCACGCAAUGAGCGUACUUCCAACCACCUGCUGUCGCCAAGGGGAGCGCAGCAGCUGUUCUCCUCCACCCCCAGCCACGCCGUCCAUCCAUCCGUCGGCUAUGCUGACUCCCCUCGAUCGUCUCGCUUUUCUGCCUCAUAAGGGCCCCCCCUGCG
Molecule: messenger RNA, 1408 nt
Organism: Phialemonium atrogriseum
Lineage: Eukaryota; Fungi; Ascomycota; Sordariomycetes; Cephalothecales; Cephalothecaceae
Exons: 1
Coding region: 333-1193 (286 amino acids)
Source: RefSeq, a predicted model, not a curated record